AAUUUUAUUUUCUCGUACCAUCUGCUCCAUCUGCUCUAAAUAAUUUGGGUUCCUGUCACGCGGUGGGCAGUGGUGGGCAAGGGUGAACUUCUCCCGAGAGUUAGAAUUAUCAGUGAAGAUUUGAGAUUAUAAAAAAAAUGAGCGAAGAAAAAAUCUUGGAUUUUAAAACCCUGGAUGUCGACAUCCAGGAGUUGAUAACGGAGAGUGUCGCAGCUCGAGAAAUGGCUUACGCUCCUUACAGUAAAUUUAAAGUUGGAGCCGCUCUUCGUUGUGAGGAUGGCUCGAUAUCAACAGGCUGUAAUGUCGAAAAUGCUGCCUAUCCAAUUAGCAUUUGUGCAGAACGAGUUGCAAUAAGCAAAGCCGUUUCCGAAGGAAAAAGAAAGUUCUCGGCGAUAUCCGUUGCAGCCGAGCCCGCACAUGGAUCGAAUUACACAUCGCCAUGUGGCAUGUGUAGACAAAUGAUUGCCGAAUUUGGAGACAUCCCAGUUUUCCUAACACGUCCUGAUAUGACGAAAAUCCAGACAACUUCCUUACGAGAAAUUCUACCAUUCUCCUUCGCCUUGAAAACCCCGGAAAAUGGUGUACAAUCUUAAUCUAAAUCAACAUUUUCUUUUACUAAGAAAAAAUGCUUCUAGAAAAAAUGUUUCUAGAACAAAUGAUUCUAGAACAAAUGUUUCUAGACAAAAUGUUUCUAGAAUAAAUGCUUCUAGCCAAAUUUAUUAGAUUGUAACAGAUAUUUUAGAAAAAUUUGACAGGGGUAUUUUAACAAUAAGAAAAGAUAAUUUUAACAAUAUUCCCCUUUUUACAUUUGCAUUCGACAACUUUAAAUGUUUCUAGAACAAAUGUUUCUAGAACAAAUGAUUCUAGAACAAAUGUUUCUAGAAAAAAUGUUUCUAGAAUAAAUGCUUCUAGCCAAAUUUAUUAGAUUGUAACAGAUAGUUUAGAAAAAUUUGACAGGGGUAUUUUAACAAUAAGAAAAAAUAAUUUUAACAAUAUUCCCCUUUUUACAUUUGCAUUCGACAACUUUAAAUGUUUCUAGAACAAAUGUUUCUAGAACAAAUGUUUCUAGAACAAAUGAUUCUAGAACAAAUGUUUCUAGAAAAAAUGUUUCUAGAAUAAAUGCUUCUAG
This is a messenger RNA of Belonocnema kinseyi, 1129 nucleotides long. RefSeq names its product cytidine deaminase-like. The record is from RefSeq and is a predicted model, not a curated record. Bases 138 to 593 code for a protein of 151 amino acids. Lineage: Eukaryota; Metazoa; Arthropoda; Insecta; Hymenoptera; Cynipidae. The transcript has 2 exons. Gene Ontology annotation, molecular function: zinc ion binding; cytidine deaminase activity. Gene Ontology annotation, cellular component: cytosol.